Messenger RNA from Mercenaria mercenaria, 2736 nucleotides. Its product is annotated as WSC domain-containing protein 2-like. NCBI's taxonomy places the organism in Eukaryota, Metazoa, Mollusca, Bivalvia, Venerida, Veneridae. The record is from RefSeq and is a predicted model, not a curated record. Gene Ontology annotation, cellular component: plasma membrane. The coding region runs from base 1203 to 2321 and encodes 372 amino acids. The transcript is spliced from 8 exons.
UUAGGCAUUGAGUACAUACGUUUUUGGUUCUUACGGUUUGCUUUUUAUAUAUUUAUACAGGAACAUUUUUGUAUUUUACAUGCCAUGCCCUUUUGUUUCCAUUACGUGUGUUAGAGAAUCACCUGGCGGGGAUAACUUUUAUUUACACUGUCCCGUGUCUUUGGAACAUGGUGGGGGUAAAAGUGAGGUUGGGUGCGCACCAUAAACCGGUUUAAGCUCCCCAGUUGUGUUUUUGCCACUGACCAUUCCAAAGCGGUGCCCCGCUGUGUUCCUUUAUUUGUUCGUUUUGUCCUCGUGUGUUUGCUUUGUAUGCGAGAGUGUGUGUUUGUAGUGUGCAUUUCUGCGUGCUGUGGAUUUCGUUUUGGGGAGGCUGCCUUUUUUGGAACAUGGCAUUCUCUGUUUGAUAUUUUUCCUUGUUUUUUUAGGCCUUAUAAAUUAUGUUGUUUUUUUUUUUUUUUGACGAGAAAGAAAUGCAUGUCUGGCACAGACAAGGAAUGUAUAUUUUAUACCAUUCAUAUUUAAAGGAAAAGCAGGCAAUGGCCCAGCUGCUUACAUCUUGUUGUCGGUUUUUUUAAUUUUUGCAGUAUUAGCUGAAACAGCAGCAUUCAUUUUCUUCAUUUGCAGGUAAGUUAUUAUUUGAAAUGAUAUCGCUUACAACUGUGACAUUACCUGGCUAAAACGACAGGGAUGUGAAAGUUAUUGUAACAAACCGCACAUGAAUGCUCGUGAAAAGGUUUACGAACAGCAAAAACCUAAAGAACCAUUACACGCAUGUACCUAAUGCCGUUGCAUAAAAACAGGCCAUUAAAUGCGCGGUGAAAUAGAUCAGAUGACAGGAGGUCAGUCCAAGUUUGCUUUUAGUAUUGCCUUUCAUAGCGUCCUUGACAUGUAGUUUGUUAACUUAACAAAUGUCGGGUUUGGGUUAUGAAACCAGUAACCUGAGUAUCCAGUAAUAAGUUGUUGAAAUUCGAUUUUAUGAACAUAACACAUUUUUUUCAUUUUAGUUCAGAAGAUGUCAGCCUCACAUAAGUGGUGAAUUACGAAUUUUGAAAUUUGUUAUUAUCGGAAUACUUAAAUACGUUCCAGGAAAAGACGAUCAGCUGAUGUCAAGUAUGUCUGUCACCAUAGAAAACAAGAAACUGAUAACUGUCAUCUCUAUAGGUAUGCGCCCAAUAAUUCCUGCGACUUCAAUAGUUUAAAAGAUGAGGAAGGUUUCAAGUACAGCACUGACGAUAUGCGGAAAUCAUUCUUACCAGCCGUUUGGUCACAUGGGUUGUUUUAACAAGAAAUCAUUUCCUAACAGAGAUAUCAAGUACUAUUAUCAAAAUAUCUCAAUGACUGGUUCUGUGUGUAUUGAAAUAUGUCGCUCUGUAAGCUUGAGAUAUGCAGCGACAAAGGGUCAUUACUGUUUCUGUAAUAAAAGUAUCUCUCACUACAAUGGACCAUCCAAUUGCAACUAUAAAUGUCCUGGUAAAAAGACAGAAAUCUGUGGGGGAAACAAGUCACUAUCAAUUUAUGAUACAUUGGCUUACCAGCCGUUUGGUCACAUGGGUUGUUUUAACAAGAAAUCAUUUCCUAUUAGAGAUAUCAAGUACUAUUAUCAAAAUAUCUCAAUGACUGGUUCUGUGUGUAUUAAAAUAUGUCGCUCUGUAAGCUUGAGAUAUGCAGCGACAAAGGGUCAUUACUGUUUCUGUAAUAAAAAUAUCUCUCACUACAAUGGACCAUCCAAUUGCAACUAUAAAUGUCCUGGUAAAAAGACAGAAAUCUGUGGGGGAAACAAGUCACUAUCAAUUUAUGAUACAUUGGCAGCUGUAAAGGCAACAAUUCGAUCUACGACACCAAACAGUACCAUGAAAAGAACAUCUGAAAUUACAAGUACGUCUACUGAACAAGUUGAUCACGAUACAGGAAGAGGAACAGAUGACCUCGUUUCCGUUUACAUCUCAGUUCCAGUUCUGGUCACGACUGUGGCUGCCCUUACAGGAGUCGUCUUCUGUCUUAAGCGAAAAAGCCGACAUACUGAUGACCAAUACGUAUGUUUCCGGCGAAAGAAUGUUAUAAAAAACAGUCAUCCGUUUAAUACUGCAGUAAAUAAAACGUUCAAUGUCAAAACUUCCAACGACGACAGUAAUUGUUCCCAUCGUUCUUCUAACAACACUGUCUCCAUUGGUAUACUUCAGGGGCAAUACACAACAGACGCAACAAAAUCUAGUGGCACAUAUGACACUCUACAAGGUAGUUCAAAAGCAAAUACUAUCAAAACAUCUGAUUGUUUUCAGACCGUGUAUGAUCACGUGAUUGUUGGUAACCAUAUCAACUAGACCACUGACACUGAUGAUUACUCUCAUCUGCAUACACUUCAAAUAAGCAAUCGCCAACAAACGUAUUUCAAAAUUAUAGAUAACCAUCUUACCGAAGACGAUAGAACAUCAGACAGAUAUUGUGUCAAUAGCGGUGAUCAGUACGAGCGCUCACAUCAUGAAUAUGUCAUUCCCGAGCUGGAAGAAUACCCUAUCGUACUGGAAUGAAAAUACUUUUAAAUCUAAGGCUUUUGUUUCAGCGGAUGCCAAAUUUUAUGUGAAAUAAAACAAAAUAAUCCUGAAAACAUCUUAAUACACAGAAGUUAGGUUUAACAUAAUUAUUAUAUUAAAUUGUUAAAUUAAUUGUAAAGUAACAUGAACUUUACAAAUUAUGUUUAUAACUGUAGUGAAGAGUGAAAAAUAAAAGUUUCUACAA